AUGAUUGAUUAUGGACAUAUGGAAGAGAAUGGAGAAGGAGUACGUGAUGGUGCACGUGCUAUGGUGAAACGAUGUAUGGAUGUUUUAGUAUUAUUUCGAUUGAAAUCUUUGAAAAUCAAACAUGUUAAAAGUAUAAUGGCAGCAGAAGAGCAAUGUAUAACUGAAAACAAUGAUAAUGAUCUGAUUAUUUGUCAUCGCUACCGGUUGGUACAUAAAAUAGGCAAUGGUACCUUUGGAACAGUACUGUUAGGAAUUGAUUUGUACGAUCAUAGUGAAGUUGCAAUGAAGCUGGAAACGAAAGCUCGAAACAAUACAUUGUUGCACGAAUAUCACAUUUACAAAAAUUUUAAAGAAGAAAUAGGAUUUCCAAAAGUUCGGUGGUGUGGUAAUCAAGGUGACUUCAACAUAUUGGUAAUGGAAUUGCUAGGUCCUUCGUUGGAAGAUCUGUUCAAUUUUUGCAGUCGUAUUUUCAGUCUAAAAACGGUAUUACUUCUAGCAGAUCAGCUGCUUUCAAGGUUGCAAGCGUUACAUCUGGCAGGCAUUAUUCAUCGAGAUAUCAAACCUGACAACUUUGCUAUGGGUCUUGGUACAAAACAUAACAUCGUUCAUUUAAUAGAUAUGGGUCUGUGUGAGAAAUAUUUGAUCCCGGAAGAAUCAGAAGUUCACAUGGAGAGUGAGAAAAAACAUUCGUUCUGUGGUACCAUACGUUUCGCCUCGCCAAAUGCUCACCGUGGUUUUGCGUUAAGUCCUCGUGAUGAUUUGAUUUCGUUAGCAUACACUCUUAUCUACUUUCUCAAAGGUGAACUACCAUGGUUUAAGUACAAAACUCAUUCGAAAGAAAAAUAUAUGGAACUCGCUGGCCAUUUAAAAAACCGACUGACCGUUGAGGAACUCUGCGAUAAUUGCCCGGAAGAAUUCAAAACAUUUUUGAAGUAUUGUUAUGAGCUGAAGAUCGAUGAAACUCCAGAUUAUGGACGAAUGAGGCAAAUCUUUUGGAUGUUGUUCGUCAAAAGGCAAUUUAUUCUUGAUAACAUGUUUGACUGGAACCUUUACAGAUAUGCACGAAAUCUGGAAAAAGAAACGGAUGGUUCAGGUUAA
Acanthocheilonema viteae is the source of this 1098-nucleotide messenger RNA. The record is from the annotation of a GenBank genome assembly. NCBI's taxonomy places the organism in Eukaryota, Metazoa, Nematoda, Chromadorea, Rhabditida, Onchocercidae.